AUGCUCAGUGAACUGUUUCUUGAUCAUGAAAAUAUUGGUUCGUAUUAUCAGAAUCGUGGAAUACUGACCAAUGUACAAGGAGAUUAUGAUAAAAGUAUCGAAUUAGAACAAAAAGCACUCGAACUUAAAUUGAAAAGACUGAAUCCAGAUGAUCCUCGUAUUGGAGGUGUUUUCUGCAAUAUUUCCAGUAUUUAUUGUAACAAAGGUGAUUAUCAGAAAGCGCUUGAAGCAUGCAACAAAGUAUUGAUUAUUUAUAAGCCGACACUAGGUGAUGAACAUCUUAAAAUAGGCGGGUGCUACCAAAAUGAAGCAACUUUUCGUCAUUUAUUUCUUGAUUAUUGGUUUUGUAUUCAUACAAAUCGUAGAAAGUACUCAAAAUAUAAUCGAACGCGCUUAGUUGUGACUAUAUUUGAAGAACCGUUUAUGAUGUUAAAAAAGAACCGUAAUAAAACAGUAAAUGAAACAAGUAUUUCACGUGGUGAUAUUCUUGAUCCAUCAUUAGUUGAAGGUUACUGUGCUGAUUUAGCAUAUAUUAUAUGUCAUGAUAAAUUAAAAUUACCAUAUAAAUUUCUUAUUGAAACAAAAUAUGGAAGUGAAAUAGAAAAAGGUGUUUGGAAUGGGAUUAUUGGAACAUUAAUUAAUCGUGAAGCUGAUUUAUCUAUAGCACCAUUAACUAUAACAGGAGCACGAGAAAAAGUAGUCGAUUUUUCAAAAUCCUUUAUUGAUUUUGGUAUAUCAAUAAUAAUACGUAAACCUAAACAACAAAAAUGUAGAACAUUUUUAUCUAUGCUACCACGUCCAAUAGAAAUCGAAAUUUUUGCUAUUAUUUCUUAUAUAGUUGUUCGUAUUUUUUCGUUUUUUAUCAGUCGAUCUUCAUCUUAUUUAUGUCGUUUUGAAAGUAAAAUAGAUGGUGGUCGACAAGAUAAGCUUUCUAUACAAGAUGCAUUAUUUUUAUCAUUAUCAGUUUUUAUGCAUCAAAAUGUUGAUCUUUUACCACGAUCAUUGUCAGGUCGAAUGGCAGCAAGGGCUUGGUUGUGUUUUAGUUUAAUAAUUGUAUUAUUAUGUGCAAUUAACUUUAUAGUGUUUUUAACAUAUGAAAAAUCAGUACGACCAAUUGAAACAAUUGAAGAUCUGGCUAAACAAACAGAAAUUCGUUAUGGAACAAUAAGAAAUAGUUCAACAAUGACUUUUUUUAAUAAAUCGACGUUCACAACAUUUAAACAUAUGUGGAAUUUUAUGGAACAACAUAAAGAUGAUGUCUUUGUUGCAUCAAAUCGCGAAGGUAUUGAAAAAGUUCGACGAUCAAAAGGUACAUUUGCUUUUCUAACUGAAUCAACAUUCAUUGACUAUGCCAAUAAACGUGUGCCAUGUGAUACAAUGCGUAUUGGUGAAAAUCUUAAUACAAAAGACUUUGGAAUAGCUACACCAUUGGGUUCAGAUUUACGUGAAGCAAUACAUACAGUUGUCUUGGAAUUAAAAGAAAAUGGAUUUCUUGAACGUUUAAAACAAAAAUGGUAUUAUGAAAGAAGUGAAUGUACAACUAUUGGUGCAGAAUAUUCGAAACCUACAACACAAUUUAAUUUAGUUAAUGUUGUAAGCAUAUUUUACAUUGUAAUUAUGGUUCUUGGCAUAGCAAUGGUUAUUACAAUUUUAGAAUUUUUACUUAAAGCAAAAAUACGUUCGAAUCGGUUAAAUUAA
Molecule: messenger RNA, 1698 nt
Organism: Rotaria sp. Silwood2
Lineage: Eukaryota; Metazoa; Rotifera; Eurotatoria; Philodinida; Philodinidae
Source: the annotation of a GenBank genome assembly